Messenger RNA from Polyodon spathula (Mississippi paddlefish), 5556 nucleotides. RefSeq names its product diacylglycerol kinase iota-like. Gene Ontology annotation, molecular function: ATP-dependent diacylglycerol kinase activity; protein binding. Gene Ontology annotation, biological process: diacylglycerol metabolic process; lipid phosphorylation; intracellular signal transduction. Lineage: Eukaryota; Metazoa; Chordata; Actinopteri; Acipenseriformes; Polyodontidae. Gene Ontology annotation, cellular component: nucleus. The coding region runs from base 256 to 3315 and encodes 1019 amino acids. The record is from RefSeq and is a predicted model, not a curated record. The transcript is spliced from 34 exons.
GGAGGAGGGGGAGUAUCCCAGCAUGCCCCUGUGCAGUGCAGCCGGCGAUGGAUACUGCAGCCUGCUGCUGCUGCUAACACAUGCUGCCAUUUCCAGCCUGUCUUCUCUUCCUCCCUAAGGGACCCGUGAUCGAGCCGCCCAGCAGCGGGACUAGCCCAACACUGAGCCGUGCCCUGUACCCAUCUCCGAGAUAAGCAGUACCGCCUGCCGCUGCCAGCCCGGGAGAGGGGGUCCACCCUUGCCGUGGAGGGGGGCAUGGACCCCCUGGCCAAACCCUGCCCGGUUCAGGGAGAGCUAAACCCACAAAACCAGGACUGUGAUCUGUUAGCUCCUCUCGAAGCUGCCGGAGGAGAGGGAGACGAGCGCCGCAGCAGUAGGAACGAGGCGAGGGGAGGCGAGCCCCAACUCGGCCCCAGGGAAAUGGAAGAGUCGCUAGAAGAGAAGCUCAAAGGGCUGGCAUUUAGAAAGCAGACUUCGUACAGAAAAGCCAUUUCCCGUUCUGGCCUCCAGCAUCUUGCCCCGUUCCAGAUGCCCUUCCCUUCACUGACAAAUGGGCCUGCCAAGGAACUUCGGACCACUGUAGACUGGAGCGAGAACGCAGUAAAUGGAGAUCACCUCUGGCUAGAGACAAACUGCUCUGGAGAUCUGUGCUACCUGGGGGAGGAGACUUGUGUUGUCAGGAUUGCAAAGUCAGCCCCCCGGAGGAAGUGCGCAGCAUGCAAGAUCGUGGUGCACACCGCCUGCGUGGAGCAGCUGGACAAGAUCAAUUUCCGAUGCAAACCAACUUUUCGAGAGGGAGGCUCAAGGUCUCUGAAGGAUCAGAACAUUGUUCGGCACCACUGGGUUCAUCGACGUCGCCAAGACGGAAAGUGCAGGCAGUGUGGGAAGAGUUUUCAGCAGAAAUUCUCCUUCCACAGUAAAGAGAUUGUUGCCAUCAGCUGCUCAUGGUGUAAGCAGGCGUUCCACAAUAAGGUGACCUGCUUCAUGCUGCACCAGAUCGAGGAGCCCUGCUCCCUGGGGGGUCAUGCUGGGGUCAUUGUGCCCCCAUCCUGGGUCAUCAAAGUGAAGAAACCUCAGAAUUCUUUUAAAAACUCAAGCAGAAGAAAAAAAAGGACAUCGUUCAAACGAAGGACCAGCAAAAAGGGUACAGAUGAAACCAAGUGGCGACCUUUCCUGAUCAAGCCCCUCCCUUCUCCGCUGAUGAAGCCAGUCCUUGUCUUUGUGAAUCCAAAGAGUGGGGGGAACCAGGGUACAAAGGUGUUCCAGAUGUUCAUGUGGUUCUUGAACCCCCGGCAAGUCUUUGAUCUUUCCCAAGGCAGUCCGAGGGAGGCGCUGGAGCUCUAUAGGAAAGUGCCAAACUUGCGUAUAUUGGCGUGCGGAGGUGAUGGAACGGUGGGGUGGAUUCUGUCUGCUCUGGAUGAAUUACAGUUGAACCCGCCACCGCCUGUGGCAGUGCUACCUCUUGGAACUGGGAAUGACCUGGCACGCACUCUUAACUGGGGAGGGGGCUACACUGACGAGUCUGUCUCCAAGAUCCUGUGUCACGUGGAGGACGGGAACAUUGUGCAGCUGGACCGCUGGAACCUGGAGGUGACGAGGGAUCAAGGUGACCAGGAGGAUGGGGCACAGAAGGUCAGCACUACACCCCAGCUUCCUCUGAGUGUCUUUAAUAACUACUUUAGCCUGGGGUUUGAUGCCCAUGUUACACUUGAAUUCCAUGAAUCCAGAGAAGCUAAUCCAGAGAAGUUCAACAGUCGUUUUCGGAACAAAAUGUUUUAUGCAGGGGCAGCUUUUUCCGACUUUUUGCAGCGGAGUUCCAGAGAUUUAGCAAAACACGUCAGAGUUGUGUGUGAUGGCACCGACCUUACCUCCAAGAUCCAGGAGUUAAAAUUCCAGUGCAUCGUCUUUUUAAACAUUCCCAGGUACUGUGCUGGCACCAUGCCCUGGGGCAACACUGGUGAUCACCGGGAUUUUGAGCCACAGCGCCAUGACGACGGCUGUAUAGAGGUCAUCGGGUUCACCAUGGCCUCUCUGGCGGCACUCCAGGUCGGAGGUCACGGCGAGCGACUGCACCAGUGCAGGGAGGUGACUCUGACCACUUUCAAGACUGUCCCAGUGCAGGUAGAUGGGGAGCCCUGCAGACUGGCCCCCUCCACUCUGCGCAUCUCUCUCAGGAACCAGGCCAACAUGGUGCAGAAGAGCAAGAGGCGUACCUCCGUACCCCUGCUCAAUGAUAUUCAGAAAGUCUGCACGGCCGACCUGCGCCGUGUUUCCGCUCCCCCAGACUCCUUUACUGUCCCUCACUCUGUUCCAGACCGGUUGCGGGUUCGAGUGAACAGAAUAAGCUUGCAGGAUUACGAGGCCCUUCAGUUUGACAAGGAGAGACUGCGAGAAGUCUCCAUUCCAGUUGGGAUCAUUGUUGUUCGUAGAGACUGUGAUCUGGAGACCUGUCGGCUGUACAUCGACCGGCUGCAGGAGGAUAUUCACCCAGGUUUUUCCAGCACUCACAGAGUACAUUACCAGGAUGAGAACGAAUUCCAGUACAGACCACGCUCCCAGAGACUCUCUCCCAACUGGUGCUUUCUAGAUUCUUCUUCUGCUGAUCUGUUCUAUCGCAUUGACAGAGCUCAGGAGCACCUCCACUUUGUGACAGAGAUUUCUCAAGACGAAAUCUUCAUCCUGGAACCCGAGAAACAGCCUGGAAGCAACACUUGGGGAAUGCCAGACCUGGUGGUGGAGCCCUUCUCAGGGAUGUCUGAGUUGUGGAACGGCUCUGUCAGAAAGCGCAUUGUGAGUGACAGUGGUGUGCUGCACUCUGCUACAAGACGGGAGAAUCAGGAAAGGCAGUCAGAAGACCGGGACACACAGGGGUUACGGACCCCUGUAACUCCAGAAGAGCAAGCUCUACUACAGGCUGCUGUAUGCGGAGACUUGCAAAAGUUCUCGGAGAUCUGCCAGCGAGGCAUUAGCUUGAUGGUGAGGAGUUCAAACGGCUGUUCUGCACUACAUCUUGCAGCCCAGCACGGGCACAGGGAGAUUGUCACCUUGAUUCUGGAGCACUGCUCCAUGGCACUGCUAGACAUCGGAGACAGUGAAAUGGGGGAUACUGCGUUGCACAAAGCUGCCUACCAUCGCCAGCACAGUGUCUGCAGGCUGCUCAUCGAUGCAGGGGCCUCCUUGAUUAAGCCUGAUUUCCAGGGGAAGACUCCCAAGGACAAGGCCCAGGCUGCUGGGGACUCAGAUUUGGCCUCAUACCUGGAGAGCAGGCAGCAAUACCAGAUAAUCACUCACGAGGACCUGGAGACUGCAGUGUGAGUCACUGGAACCCGAUGGAGAGACUUGAUGCUCUGCUUCCACACAUGGCUUUGACUCCCCCCACACACACACACACACACCAAUCCUGCACCCAGCAGUGGGGUGCAGAGGCUGAGAAGAACUGAGGAGAAUUUUUCAGACUUUACCAGGAGGCUGCAGGCUGUUAUUUAUUUUGAAUUUAUUUUUUGAGAGGUGACGGAGGGGUUGGGCAGCUGGCUCAUAAUCUUGUAUCCAGCGACAGAGAAUUGCCUCGCUAUAUCAUCCAGUUCGUUGGACCUACCUUUCUCUAUGAUGUGAACACUGUGCACAAUAUAUAAUACUUAAUUAUGGAGAAACAGUAUUAGAGAAUGUGGUGUGGAUUUUACAGGGCUGUCUGUCCUGUGCAUUCAGGAUCCUCUAUUGUCAUUUAGCAGAGACAAUCCAAAAAAGCUCUAUCAUGAGGCUCUGAAGAUCAGGAGCUCCUUAUUGUGCUCAGUAGGUUUCAGGGGAGAUUCACUUUCUCCUUGUGGAUAGGUCUGGAAGCAGCAUUUGAGUAGAAGCUAUAGUGUAAUUUCGUAAUGGUCGAGAAGCAUGAGGCAAUUUUCCUGUUGAAGCAGCUUUUUGUAUUUUUUUUUCUUUUUGCUUUUUUUUUUCUUUUUGCUUUGAUAGUGUUGCUUCAAGUUUUUUGUAUAUGGGGGAAAAUGUCACACGUAGUUGCUUUCUGUUGCAUGCUCAUGCCACCAUAUCAGCUAGCUGUUAAACCUUUUUAAACUGGCCUGCCUCACUGCUGGGGGCAAGACUUAUUAGCAGUGUUUCUGGUAGACACUAGUGUAUAAGGCACUCUAAAAGUACAACUCCCUUUCCCUGUUACAGUAGUCCUACUUUACACCACAUCACAACUUCCCAUUCUUUCUCACCCAGUUUACUAUAAGUCUCACUGGCUUCCAGUACUUUUGUAGUCUCAGCUCAGUUUGGUAUCUCCAGCAGCUCUUAAAAUGCCUUCCCCCUUUUUCCCCACUCCCUCCCGCUCCCAGCCCUCUCAAAGCGUGUUAGCCUUCCUGAGUGGACCAUGCUUCUCCUAUAGUGAGUCGGAUCUCAAAGCAGGAAUUUCUAAGCUUUGAAUUUGAAGUUUGGAGCAGGCUGACAUUCCAGGAGCAUAGCCUUUUUUUUGGAGAAUGUAUUUAUUAUAUUUUAAAUGUCCUAAAAUACUUGUUUAAUGAUUUAUUUGCUUACACUGGAUUGCCUACAUGAGAUGCAUAAUCAGAUUCUCCAGUAUGGGAAUCACAAGUUCAACUUUUCAGAAAAGGUUUUUGCUGUUUUAACCCGACAAGCAGUCGGCUAGUAUUGAAGCAAGCUUCUCCCAGUUAGAAUAAAACUGAUGUGCAUAGCGCCACCUAGUGCAUAGUCAGAAAAAUUGUGGCUGUCUGUGAGCUACCCCAGGUUUGCCAGAUAAUGAUGUGUGUGCAGAGCACCUCCCUGUUGGUAAACAAGGAAAUACAGUAAGACAAAAAAAAAACACCAAAAAUAUAUUGAAUUCUUCCACCAUGUCUUGAGAUGUGCGGAAACUAUUUUGAAAAAAUCUCACACAUAUUGUAUUUGUUUCUAUAAUGGUUCAAUUUGUUGUUAUUGUUUAUAUUUAUUUAUGUCUCUUUAAAAAAAAAAUCUUGAGCCAUAUUCAGUGCAAUAUGAAUGGAUGACACGUGCAUUAUUUACAUUACAUUAAUGUUAUGAAACAUGGGGGUUUGUGAAUGGUACUGCAGGACUUUGUGGUGGAUGGUAUUUUACAGUGGCAUGGUUGGAAGUUUAUUGUUUUUGGUCAGUCACUAGAUGGGGGGCUUUUAUUGUUUACUCCUCACAAGACGGACACCUGUUUUGGGGGCCUCCUGGCUUGUGGCAAAUCUUGGAUUACACAUAUUAUGAAAUAACUUCUGCCACUUGUUUUAUCAGUACCUAAGACACUUUAAGGAGGAAAGUGCAAAUCGUAUCUUUUAAAAUACAGUGUCCCCUAGAAUGUUUUUAUUUUAUUAUAAUUAGGGCUGUCAAUUAAUCGCAGUUAACUUCCGCAAUUAACGCGUUAAUUAUUUGUGAGAUUCAUUUUUUUAAUGCACGUUAAUCACACUCCAGUCUUGUCCCUCUUAGCAUACCAUAAUUCAUAUCCUGCGGCAGCAUUUUAAUACAGUCGAGUUCAUGCCAGGAUUGAAUGAGUGUCGUCAUGAAUAUAAAAUUAGACACAGAACUGCAUUAUGUAGCAAAGCACUCAAA